AUGCUUCACAGGUGGAAUUUCGCAGACACAGAGUGGGGCAACGUGUAUCUGGCAUGCCUCGUUGACACAUUGCAUGUUCUGGACUCUGGUGUGCUGAUCCACAUGAUGGACACCUACAUAGAGCCGCUCGGGAAGGUUGAGAUGCGGCUGCUUGAACGAUGCAAGAAGGAGUUCAAGGGCAUAACGCCUAGCGUUCUCCUCCGAAUCCCAGGGGGCUCAUCGUUCUUCAGUUCAGGCGCGAAUUACGCCGCUUUCGAGCACAGGAGUAUGAUGCAGAUAAUGCCGAUAUUGGUGGCUGACGAGAGUGCGCUGAAGGGUGGAGAGGAGGGAGAGCUGCGUGCUUUGCAGGCAGUCAAGACGAGGAAACCGGUGCUUACAAAGAAGUAUCGGAUCAUGCGCAUAGUCGGAGUGUCGGAUCCGGUGUACGCUGAGUACACCGCCGCGCUUGGAGACGAGAUGAAGGAGAUGGCCGAUGAGUUCAAGGCGUUGGGGCUGUCUACCAACAACGUGCAGGUCCACACGGCGGUGGCCAUUCCGCGCACAAGAGGCGGAGAGCUCGUAGCAAAAGGGACAUUUGUGAAGGCGUCUCCCCGAGAGAAGUGGUAUUCGGACGUGGCACUUCUGAACAACAAGAAGGGGGACUGGUAUGCAAGAUGUUUGUGCAUCUUCAGGGCGGUGGACCGUGAUGGGGAGUGGAAGGGGUACGCAUAUGUGAGGUACUACGAGAAGGCGGGAAGCUGCAAGCUUACAGGGUGCACGCAGCUUCACAAGAAAGUACAGAAGGUGAAGUACUCGGUGGUGGAGCUGGGCAGCCUGCAGAGAGUUGUGCACGUGGUCCCCUCGUACAGCAACAAUAAGAGUGCUACAAUGGGUGACCUGAAGGGACUGCUGGCUACCGCGCACCCGGACGACGUGUUCUCCUUCCAUGAGAUUAAUAUCCUUCCAAGCCGCCUUCCGAAGACAUACAUUCCGGAUAAGCGCAAUGGGGCGGAGCGGAUUGUAAGCGUCGGCAUCCUUUACAACGCGACGGGGAGUUGUUCCGCGGUGCCUCUGGUGGUUCUAUCGCCGUUCGAAAGGCCCGAGCGCAGGCGGGGGAGUGCGGCAUGUCGCAAGGUGGCCGUCCGGUAUACUCACCGCGGGCGGUUGACGCCGGAGGUGUUCACGGAGUUCGUGGAGACCGUCAAUGGUGUGCACUUCAGCCGUGAUCGCAACACCUUCAUCCUAACCACUCACGAGGCGCAUCGCAUCACCGUCACGGAGCACGGCUUCAUGGAGGGUGCGCUGAAGGGCCAUUACCGCAUUAUGCUGAUGAAGCGUGCAAUAGCGGCGAAGCGGUUCCAGUUCGACUAUUCGGCUUCCAUCGCCGACGUGGAUUAUGGCCUCAUGCUCGAGUGGCUGGGAGAAUCGUGGACUCGUGUGCGCGCAGCAACCAUGCAGAGGAGCUGGUGGCGCGCCGGAUGCGUUCCCCCGAGCUGGCCGCCACUGAUGGCGUACCUAAGCGACACGAGCGCAACGGGCAUGUUUGAGCCCCUCAUUGCGAUAUGCGUCGAGCUGCAGUUGCUCAUCGAGAAGUUCAAGAUGCGGCCUGCGUGCUACAUGACGGCGGCGGAGUUCAUGAACUGCGACGCGGGGCUCUGCGUGGAGCAGGGGUUCAGGGCCACGCCUGCUGCAAGCGUGUCUGACGACUCGUCGGGCAAGAUGAGCCUGCCGGAUGGCCCAUUGCUGCGUGACGAGCGCAGUAGGAGGCGCGUGACUCGCAACGUCACAAACGCGUACGUGGAGCGUGCCGAUGAGCUCGGCAUUCCCCCGGCCCUCGUGCCAGCAGAGGUCGGAGCAUCUAACCAGGAGGUGAUUUCCCGCCUCGAUAGGACGCCUGUCAAGCAUGCACGCGCGGGGCUGCGCACUGAGGACGUGGCAGACCCAGCGGUGCGCAAGAGUGAGGACGACGAGUGA
Messenger RNA from Closterium sp. Yama58-4, 1953 nucleotides. Lineage: Eukaryota; Viridiplantae; Streptophyta; Zygnematophyceae; Desmidiales; Closteriaceae. The record is from the annotation of a GenBank genome assembly.